CCCAGAUGCCCGUGUGUCUCGAGCGCUUAUACCGUUGCGUGUUAUUGAACCGCAACAGUGAAUAAACGCGUCCUCUCCUCUCUUCGCAAACACAGGGCUUUGGGAUUAACACGAGGAUUUAAACAGAAUAUUACUUCAUGCAGUUUUUGCGUAAAACAGGACGUACACGUGAAUGCAGCAUUUAAAGCCCUUAUUAUAAAUAAGAAUAUAUCUGUAUCCGGAGCGCGUGCCCGUCACAUCAUUUCAUCAUUUUACAUUUAUCCGCAGACAUGGACGAGGACAACCAAGGUGUCCAGCUCUUGUGUUGUGAAACAGUACCUGAAGACCUGUCGCUGGAUGAGAAAGAGGAACUAUCCAACAUACGCCGGAGGAAAAAAGAACUACUCGAUGAUAUUGAGAGGCUGAAGUUUGAGAUCGCUGAAGUCAUGACAGAAAUCGAGCAGCUCACGAGUGUUGGCGAUAGCAAAACGACGCAGAGAAACAAACAAAUUGCAAUGGGAAGAAAAAAAUUCAACAUGGACCCCAAAAAGGGGAUUCAGUUUCUUCUGGAGAAUGACCUCCUGCAGCACACCCCCGAAGACAUCGCACAGUUCCUCUAUAAAGGCGAGGGCUUGAACAAAACCAUUAUUGGGGAUUACCUAGGAGAACGCGAUGACUUCAACAUCAAAGUGCUUCAGGCUUUUGUGGAGCUUCAUGAAUUUGCCGACCUCAACCUCGUUCAGGCUCUCAGGCAGUUUCUCUGGAGUUUCAGACUGCCUGGUGAAGCACAGAAGAUCGACAGAAUGAUGGAGGCGUUUGCAUCCCGGUACUGCCAAUGCAACCCUGGAGUCUUCCAGUCCACAGACACAUGUUAUGUGCUGUCCUUUGCCAUCAUCAUGUUGAACACCAGCCUUCACAAUCCCAACGUCAGAGAUAAACCUGCUGUAGAGCGUUUCAUUUCCAUGAACAGAGGCAUCAAUGAGGGAGGAGAUCUGCCGGAAGAGCUCCUCAGGAACCUGUAUGAGAGCAUCAAGAGCGAGCCCUUCAAAAUCCCAGAGGAUGAUGGAAAUGACCUCACUCACACAUUCUUUAACCCGGACAGAGAGGGCUGGCUGCUUAAAUUAGGUGGACGAGUGAAAACAUGGAAGAGGAGGUGGUUUAUUCUGACCGACAACUGCUUGUACUAUUUCGAGUACACAACAGACAAAGAACCGCGUGGAAUCAUCCCUCUGGAGAACCUCAGCAUCAGAGAGGUGGAGGAACCGCGAAAACCUAACUGUUUUGAGUUGUACAAUCCAAACCAUAAAGGACAGGUGAUCAAGGCGUGUAAGACAGAGGCAGAUGGACGGGUGGUGGAGGGGAACCAUGUGGUCUACAGGAUAUCAGCACCCACACCCGAAGAGAAAGAAGAAUGGAUCAAAUCCAUCAAAGCGAGCAUCAGCCGGGACCCCUUCUACGACAUGCUGGCCACCAGGAAGAGACGCAUCGCCAACAAGAAGUGAAAAGCGCCUUCCAACCCCAAUACCACAUGAUCUGCACACGCCGCCUUCUCGGACAGCCUUUGUGCGAAUGUGUGUGUGUUUAACGGUUUACAACAGCUGAAGAAUUCAAUGUUUAUAGUUCAUUUCUUGUGUUUCUGCUAGUGUAAAAACACAGCUGUCAGGGGCUGUUUGUGUUUGCAUGGAUGUUGGUUUGUGUAUCUGGGCAAAUCACUGAAGAGCCCGGAGUUUAAGAAUUCUCACUUCACAGAAAAGCCAUUUGUUUCAGAUGAGAUGAGAUGAGAUACUUUAUAGUCGCAGUGUGGUCGUACAGGCCACGUCACAAUCUCUUAAGGUGCUAGAAGACUUCCAGUGAGUGUGACCUCAGAGGAAGUCAGAGGUCAGAGAUGUCAAUAAGAUCUGUGCUUACGUGAGGUGCCAGUCUGGAGUCAGCUGGACUGAUUUCAUUUUGUAAGACUGAGAAAUGACAAACAUACAUGUGUAGUUUAAAGUCCCCGUGAACCGGAAAUUGCGAUUGUUUUUACUUCUCUAUUCUAACGCAUUUCUGAGCGAAAAGGAGUUUCAAAAGAGUAAAUUAGUGGCCGUGGCUUACAUUUUUUACUGCAAAUUGAUUGGAUGUAUAAGAACAGCUGUUGCAUUUUGAAAUGAAACCAGCAGCAGACUGACAGUUGAAGGGGAGGAGUUAACAGAUGCUCCCCAAAGUUGUCUAAUUUACGUCAUUUGAGAUGGAUCGUCAUUUCGGGGCGGAAGUGCAUUUUCAGAUUUUAACCGUGGAUUAUUAGGGUACAUGACUUUUAAAAAGAAAAUGAGCCACAUUGAAAAGCUAUUUACUAUAAUCGCUGCAAUAUUUCAUGAAAAAAUAAGUAUUGUAAUUUUAAUUUCACUGGGACUUUAAGAUAGUGUUGUACAUCCAUUUAACCUUUCGUUUCUGAUCUCGCAAACAGUCUCACGGGAAUUCGUGACUUUGUCACAAACUGUAAUCUUUUAAUUUGUGUUUACUGACACUAAUUUCCUUUUUUGUGUCAGUCAGCACAACUUUUUUCGUGUCACCCAGCACGUCUUUCAAUCUAAUGUAUUUUAAUACACAAUAUCUUCAUAUGUAUAAAGAUAUAUCAACGUAAUCUGAUGGGAAUUCAUACGUAUUUUAAAAGGUGGCCCAUUCGUUUGAAUUCCUAUUUCCUGCGAUCUCAUUGGUAUGUUUCGUUAUGAUUUGAGUUUUCCUCUGUGAUGUUGGGUUUAGGGGCGGGGUUGGGGAGCAAUUUAUCCUUUGUUUAACCACCUCGUGAAACUCUUGUUUCGAGCAAAUUUAGGGUCUGGGGUGAAGUAAGGUGUUGGUUAACCACAUCCUAAAAUAUGUACUACUUCUUUUGAUAUAAGGUUACACAUAUAUAAAUGUAAAUACACACAGUCUGUUUAAAGAAAGUCGUGCUGAGUGACAUUAAAAAAGGAUGUGCUCACUAACACCAAAAAAAUGGGGAUAUUCUUUUCCAUGAACACGAAUUCAUAGAUUCCAAAUUUUGGGUCUACGCCACAAACUGUCUUGAGACUGGGUUAGAUCUUGAGUAUAGAAGACUCUUGCAGUUGAUGUUUUGAUGUAAUACGAAUGAAUUUGCUCGCCUUUGUGGUCCCUUUACAAGUACAGUUGAACGUUUUAAUAUUUAUUUUCUUUGUGAAAUUUUAUUCGGCUCGAUUGGUAAGCUAUAGAUCUAAGUUAUGUGUAAAUACUGUAAACUUUUGUCCUCUUUGUGUAAGUACAAUCUGUAGCAUAUAAAUCUACUGGUUCUCUAUAAAAUUAAGGCUGUCUGCUCCAUAGCCUUUAACUAAUGUACUUCUGUCAGGGAAAAUGACCGCGUCAUUCUGGAACAUGAAGACUUUUUAAAAAUCCAGUGGGAAUUUAUAUGUGUUGUAAAAUAAAAGUCCAGUCCAGGGUUAUAAAACUA
Triplophysa dalaica is the source of this 3418-nucleotide messenger RNA. It is a transcript of the gene cyth3b, whose product is annotated as cytohesin 3b. Gene Ontology annotation, molecular function: guanyl-nucleotide exchange factor activity. The record is from RefSeq and is a predicted model, not a curated record. Gene Ontology annotation, biological process: regulation of ARF protein signal transduction. The transcript has 13 exons. The coding region runs from base 270 to 1481 and encodes 403 amino acids. NCBI's taxonomy places the organism in Eukaryota, Metazoa, Chordata, Actinopteri, Cypriniformes, Nemacheilidae.